UGGCACUCGGGAAACUGCUGCUGCGCGGCAAUAGAAGAUGGCCGAGCGGUGUGUCCCCACUCGACAAAUGGGGGAAUGCUGCCAGUGGCGGCAACGUCGGCGAAGUGGGAGAUGAUGUGCACAAUAUGAUAGAUCCCCCGUUAGAAGCGGACGAGGAGUAUCCAUCGUAUGUGCAACCGAAUGAGAAGAACAGCUGUACAAGGUGGGCCGAAAGCUGGGAAAAUGCAAAUGUAAAGAUAAAGGAUAAGGAGGAAAAAGAAAAAAGAGGUUACAAUGCUACCCCCCCAGUUAGUGAUAACCCAGCGUACACAGUUCCCUACAGAUACAAAGUGGUCAUUCCGACGAGACGAAAAAAGGGAAAACUUAUUUCAGAUGUGAAUAAGCAGAAUAGAGGAGAGAAAGGCAAAGGAGGAGCAUCCUCAAAUGAACCCAACGACCCUGAGGAAAACAUAAAAGAGGAAUACAGUCGAGAUGUGAGCAACCAACUUAGUUACUCCGAUUUCGUAGGGUUCAGAAAUCCAACCCUAGAGACAGUGGACAACUACAGAUACUGGCAAGAUAGUGGAUUCAAAAAAUUUUUGCAUCGAACCUUUCCAAUAAAAUUACCUGAACAUAGAACAUUGAAUCCAUUGUUGAGAGAGUAUAUUUACUUUCUUCAUUCCUUGGAUCCGUUUCGAUUUUCCGUAAAGAAGCUGAGCGAGAGGUACUUCCUCUCCCAGAAGUGUAUCCAAUCUAUUUACAAGGAGGAAAGUGUCAAGCGAUUUCUUCGAGAAAAUCAGUUAUGCGAUGAACAGACAAAACGAAUUAGCAAAAAGGAAGCAGUCUCAAAAAUUAAAGAAUUGAUUUAUGCUAAAAAAUUAGGUUACAAGGACAUUGGUGACUUUGAGAACGUCCAUAAUGAAGAGGAUCAAUUUCAGGGACACAAGAACACCUUCGAUGUUAUUAAUAGGCAGGUUAUUCAGGUGGAGUCCAUCAGUGCCUUUCCAUUGCCUGACCGGCGGGACCCCGUGCCCAAGCGCGUGGACGUCGACAUCCCCGUGGCGAACUCUGCCAACGUUAAAAUUAUGAACUGGGUCAACCCGAACGACAAGGUCGUUUUUU
Molecule: messenger RNA, 1101 nt
Organism: Plasmodium cynomolgi strain B
Lineage: Eukaryota; Apicomplexa; Aconoidasida; Haemosporida; Plasmodiidae
Exons: 1
Source: RefSeq, a predicted model, not a curated record